AUGGACAACCUGACAUUCAAAUACAGCGUUCUGCUGGUGGAGGGACUGAAAGUGACACCUCAGUCUUCUUAUCCUGUGUUCAUUCUGCUUCUCUUGGUUUAUAUCUUUAUAAUGGUAGCAAACAUUGGACUUAUAAUUCUCAUCUCAACAGAAAAGAAUUUGCAGCACCCUAUGCAUUUUCUGUUUUGUAAUCUACCACUAAAUGAUAUAUUAGGUACCACUGUCAUUUUGCCACGUUUACUGCGGGAUAUUUUAACAGAAGCAUCGGAACGUUAUAUCACAUAUGUUGAUUGUGUCGUUCAAGCAUAUUUUGUGCAUAUAUUUGUUGCAGCGUGCCACUAUGUGCUAAUAAUAAUGGCAUUUGACAGAUAUGUGGCUAUAUGUAAUCCACUGCGAUAUACGGCUAUAAUGACCAAUAAAAUGGUGGUUAAACUAUCAGCAUCAGCCUGGGGUUUGGCAGUAUUUGUUGUAACAGUUAUGUUAAGCCUUACUAUACGUCUCUCUCACUGCAGAUAUAAAAUUGAAAAUCCUUUCUGUGACAAUGCCUCACUGUUUAAACUGUCCUGUGAAGAAAGCGUGGCAGUUAAUAAUGUGUUUGGACUCAUUUAUACUGUGGUUUUAUUUAGCUUCUCAAUUUUGUCUGUACUCAUAACAUACGUCAAAAUUGCUACCGUAUGCAUAAAAAGCAAAAACAAAGCGCUUAACAGCAAAGCCAUAAAAACAUGCAGCAGUCACAUAGCGGUUUAUUUAAUCAUGCUUGUGUCUGGGUCCACUUUUAUUUUUCUCCACCGGUUUCCUCUCUACUCAGAGAGCAGGAAACUAGCCAGUAUAAUGUUUCACAUUGUACCACCAGGAUUAAAUCCUUUAGUGUAUGGUUUACAAACCAAAGAGAUAAGACAAAAAUUUGUUAGAUUUUGGUGCAGAAAAAAAGGAACUUCUUAG
Molecule: messenger RNA, 942 nt
Organism: Paramisgurnus dabryanus
Lineage: Eukaryota; Metazoa; Chordata; Actinopteri; Cypriniformes; Cobitidae
Product: olfactory receptor 8G17-like
Biological process (GO): detection of chemical stimulus involved in sensory perception of smell; G protein-coupled receptor signaling pathway
Cellular component (GO): membrane
Molecular function (GO): G protein-coupled receptor activity; odorant binding; olfactory receptor activity
Source: RefSeq, a predicted model, not a curated record